UUGACAAAACAAAUUAGUAUGGAAAAUCCUCUUCGUUUAACAUCAUUAAAUCACAUCUCAAUUGUGUGUCGAUCAAUUGAUAAAUCUCUUGGAUUUUACCAAAAUGUUCUUGGAUUUUUUCCGAUUAGAAGACCGGGAUCUUUGAAUUUUCCUGGUGCUUGGUUGUUUAACUAUGGUAUUGGCAUACAUUUGCUACAGUCUGAUCAUCCAAAAGCCAUUCCUGAUGUUAAAGUCAUCAAUCCUAAAGACAAUCAUAUCUCCUUCCAAUGUGAGAGCAUGGGAAUGGUAGAAAAGAAGCUAAAGGAAACGGAAAUAAAAUAUGUAAAAAGCAAGGUGGUUGAAGAUGGAAUUAGUGUAAAUCAAUUGUUCUUCCAUGACCCAGAUGGCCUCAUGAUUGAAAUCUGCGACUGUAAUAAUCUUCCUGUCGUCCCUCUUCUACGUCAAUUACCAAUCAAAUACUGUCCACGUCUCAAUUAGCACAUUCAGCAAAUUCUUCUACACCUGUUAAAUGUCUAAUUUUAUUUUUAAUUAUUUUUCUAUUAAUGUCUCAUAAUUUUAUUUAAAUUUUUUUUGUAGUUAUAUUUUAUUUGAGCCGUGUAAAUUUUAAAAAUUUAGUUUAUAUCCA
Messenger RNA from Amaranthus tricolor (Joseph's coat), 625 nucleotides. RefSeq names its product glyoxylase I 4-like. The record is from RefSeq and is a predicted model, not a curated record. NCBI's taxonomy places the organism in Eukaryota, Viridiplantae, Streptophyta, Magnoliopsida, Caryophyllales, Amaranthaceae. Bases 19 to 477 code for a protein of 152 amino acids. The transcript is spliced from 3 exons.